This is a messenger RNA of Bombina bombina (fire-bellied toad), 481 nucleotides long. RefSeq names its product ribosomal protein S26 (gene RPS26). Gene Ontology annotation, cellular component: cytosolic small ribosomal subunit; ribosome. The record is from RefSeq and is a predicted model, not a curated record. Gene Ontology annotation, molecular function: mRNA binding; structural constituent of ribosome. Gene Ontology annotation, biological process: translation. The coding region runs from base 92 to 439 and encodes 115 amino acids. Lineage: Eukaryota; Metazoa; Chordata; Amphibia; Anura; Bombinatoridae. The transcript has 4 exons.
UCGUAGCUUUACGUCACCUCCGCCGCGGAAGGAUCGCUUUGAUAAGCGCAGCGCGCCGCUUCCGGUCCUCUUUUCAGCCCUCGAGUCCAAGAUGACCAAGAAGAGAAGGAAUAACGGACGUGCUAAGAAGGGCCGCGGACAUGUCCAGCCCAUCCGUUGCACCAACUGUGCUCGAUGUGUUCCUAAAGACAAGGCUAUCAAAAAGUUUGUAAUAAGGAAUAUUGUGGAGGCUGCAGCUGUCAGAGAUAUAUCCGAAGCUAGUGUAUUUGAUUCCUACGUUCUGCCAAAGCUGUACGUGAAACUGCAUUACUGCGUCAGCUGUGCCAUCCACAGUAAGGUUGUCAGAAAUCGCUCACGUGAGGCUCGCAAGGACCGUACCCCACCUCCAAGAUUCAGGCCAGCGGGUGCACCUCCAAGAGCUCCUCCAAAACCAAUGUAAGAAGGCCAGAUGUAUCUUACCAAAUAAACAGUUUAAAACAAA